ACUUUCACAUAAAUUGAACUGAAAUGAAUUCAAGUGGAGAUCAAAAUACAAAAAAAGUCUCAUAUGUUUAUAGAACUGUGUUACACAGAACGUGUUCGGCUGUCCGUAUCCAAAUUUGUCCUGCCCUAAAGUGUUGUUCAAUUUAGACCGUGUUUGGGAAAAAGUACAAAUUAAAACCCCAUAAUCCAAUCACUUGUUAAUCAAAACGAACAUUUUAACUUUCCCGCGUCUUAUUAAACCUUUCAAAACCCCUCUGAUUCCUGAAACCCCCAGCCCAACAGAGUGUUGCAGAGCCGGAGCGGGCGACAAUGGAGCAGUGGGUCCCACUCUUCGACAUCUUCUUGACUUCCCCGACCCCCGAACCCGAAGCUUCUGCGUGGCUAAACCAAUCUUUCAGCGCCUUAUAGUCAUCGGCUACCCCAAUUACCACCGGCUCCUUCCUCUCGUUGCUGAUGAAACCUCUGGACUCGAUCGUUGCCAGAGAUUCUCUUUCUUCGACUUCGGGUUAGCCUUCGAUCACAGAAAGACUCUUCCGAACAUGGUUCAGUCGCGAAUUCUGUCGUUUUUGGAUUUUGAACGUCAAGGGUUUUGCGGUCGGGACUUGGCGAGGUUGGCGAGGACUGUUUUGAGUGGAAGUCAGGAGCUUGAUUUAUGGGUUCAGUGGGCUGCACGCAAUCUGCUCGAUGGAAUGUCUGAGUCAAGUUAUGAUUGGAUUAAUUGCUUGAGUUUGGAGUCCGUGGAGGAUGCGUUUGAGUCCUUGCCUAGUUGGCUUAAGGACUCCGUGGCUUCCAGUGAUCUGGUCCUACCAUGGCUUCCUAUGUCGCCUGAGGAAUUGCAUUCGAGGACAAUGAGUGGUAAUUGUGAAAACUAUGAUGGCUCGUCGGGUCAAGUUGGAGAGGAUGAAGGCAUGUUUAUGAAUGAUGUUCCAGAGGAAAUGAAUAUUGAUGACCCAGUUAGCGUUCAUCUUGAACCUGAAAUUAAAAAAGCGGCAGUUAAUUUGAAAGCUCAGGUUGCAGAUUUUCAAUCAACUUCUAAAGCCGUAGGCUUAGCGAAUGAAAUUCGUGAACUUUGCUUCGACAAAGGAGGAGAUUCUUUGACGAUUUCGGGAUUGAUUGAACCUUGGUUAGCUGACGAUGAGAUUGCUUCAGUUGUACUUUCUCAUCUAACAAGCAGAAGCAAAGAAGAGCUUACUUGGCCAAGCCAGGUUUUGUGCUCGGUCAUCCUUCCCAAGUUGUUGGUGCUUGAGGAACCAGCUUCUCGAGUAUUAGUGACUGCAAUGGUGGAGUACCGCAAGCUUCAUCAAAGGGCCUGUGAAUAUGCACUCUUAUUUCAACUGAUUCUUUGACGGGAUGGCAUCAAUAAUCCCAUAUGUGAUGUGAUUGCGAGGAUCAUUGAUGAGUGAAUUUUAUAUUAUAUAUUUAACCCUAUUUUUAAUAUAUUUUGGAUAAUAUUUUAGAAGAAUUUUGAUACUUUGAAUUGUACUUUCAAUAUAGGACUUUCGAAUU
Pyrus x bretschneideri (Chinese white pear) is the source of this 1505-nucleotide messenger RNA. RefSeq lists its product as uncharacterized. The coding region runs from base 539 to 1345 and encodes 268 amino acids. Gene Ontology annotation, biological process: interstrand cross-link repair. The record is from RefSeq and is a predicted model, not a curated record. The transcript is spliced from 2 exons. Gene Ontology annotation, cellular component: Fanconi anaemia nuclear complex. NCBI's taxonomy places the organism in Eukaryota, Viridiplantae, Streptophyta, Magnoliopsida, Rosales, Rosaceae.